This is a messenger RNA of Ornithodoros turicata, 5904 nucleotides long. RefSeq lists its product as uncharacterized. The transcript has 8 exons. The record is from RefSeq and is a predicted model, not a curated record. Bases 248 to 1267 code for a protein of 339 amino acids. NCBI's taxonomy places the organism in Eukaryota, Metazoa, Arthropoda, Arachnida, Ixodida, Argasidae.
CCGACUCACACGGAGUUUGUCCGUGAACGGAGUUCUUCUACGAAGUUUAACCACCGUGUGUGUGUGUUGCAUCACAGUGUAUCUCGCGCUUUGCCGGUGUUUGUUCUGUGUUGUGUCAGCGUGGAUUUCACAGGUGUUGUUCAGCCGUUGUGUCAACGCCGGAGCUUCAAGCUUGGGGGCGGUUUGUAGACAGUUGGAGCCUCUUCUGCGUUAGCGUGGUUCACUUGGCCACGUUUGUGAUACAGACAUGCGGGCUGUUGAUAUAUCCCUCGCGCUUCUCCUGCUGGUUGUUGCAGAGUCGCACGGCCAGUAUCAGGACUGCAGUGCAUCGAAAGUCCAACAGUGCGAGAACAAUAUCGCCGCCCUGCAUGUCAAGGUUGGACUGGAUCAGUCUCCCCCACGGCAGUUAGAGGUUUGCAGUGACCUCCGUAAGAACAUCAACUGCCUGCUGAACUUCACGGCCAACUGCGCCAGCUUCGACCAGAAGACGAAGUACGCUCGCGCGUUGACUCAGGCCCGGAAGAGGGCGUUUGACUCGUGUGAGAUCCAAGAUGCAGUUCAUGAAUACUGGAAAGAUGGGGAAUGCUUCGGAAAGAAGGAGCUGAAAGGCUGCCUGCAAGACUUCGAAGAAAGGAACAAGAAGAGGAACAGCCCUCCCGCGUAUCCUUCGGACCACGAGUGCAGGCUUUAUAUGGACUACCAGCGGUGCGUACGGAAAUCUGUAAGCGCAGGGUGUCCUUCGCUGUGGGAAGAGUUCAUUGGACUGCACCUCAUAGACUCAGCUGAACGCUACUCUUGGAUCUGCAACGACAACUACCAGAGUCCGAGCUUCGGAGAAAAUGUCCCGCCCUCGUCAGGUGUGGUGUCCCGCUCAGCAGCCAUCAAUGCACCAACCUGCAAUGCCCUCAUCGCUCCUGACGUCAAGCGCUGCAAUGCACAGUUCAGUCGCCAGACUGCGCCACCAAAGUCACGGGGAAGAGGUGAAAAGGAUCCCAGGGACACACUCACAGAUGAGGAGGCCAGGACUAAGACAUGCUGUGCGUUUGGUGAAUACACGUACUGCCUUCAGUCGGCCUCCAAGAGAAAAUGCUCGGCUAGUAGCACCGAACUUGUGCGAAUCAUCCUGCGUAAUACGGAAGAACUCAUAGGGCUCCACUGCACGGAGGAUUACAGCUAUGGCUCCAACAUGUGCUCUGGGGCAUUACAGUCUUCUGCCGUUUUCUUCUUAGUUGCUCUUCUAGGGAUCUCAGCCUAUGUAGUGCACUGACAUGUGCACAGCAGCUAUAGAGGUCGUGAAAUAGAGCGAGUGGUAACUUGGAUGGAAAGCAACGCUACUUCAUUUGCAGCAAGUGUGAUCAUGUUCAUCAUCGCCAUUCUCAUAACCAGUCCAUAGUCAACUGGGGAGGUGCACCCUUUCCAAGAACACGACGUUGAAGAGGAAGCAAGAAACGGUGCCACCACCUUGUGAUUGCUCAGUACCGCGUUUGUGGUUUCACACGACAAAAGCCCAACGAUGCUGGUGUUCUGUGGUGCGCACUUUUCUGUUGUGAUCCGAAAUUUGUCUGUAGUGUGCUAUUUAUACUUUGUUUACAAAAUCAAAAGCUUCACAGACAAGUGACAAAAGUUUGAAGUACGUAAUUUCGAUCGAUGACGAGAAUUGUACGGUGCAAUCGCGUCAAUUCGAACUGUAAGGGUACUGAAGAUUUUCUCGAAAUAAAGCAGAGUUGGAACUGACGCGGGAGCCGCUGUGAAUGAGGGCUUGAUAUGCGUUUGGCAGCACAUGCUAGCUAUGCCAGAGACCUGUCGUGACUCGUUAAUCCUUAAUUGCCUCACGUUCACGGUCACGCAAUGGCGGAAGAUAUCAGAGGCGGUCUCUAGAAUAUUCAUUUACAGACAAGCAACAAAGGAGCUCAGGACAGAAAAUUAUCUUGCGCUAGCGUUCGUUUCUCCUACUGCAACUCUAUAUAAACGUCCUUUGCAAUGUUAAGCCUAAUGCAGUCGCAAACCUCACAAACGCGAAUAUCACCAAUCCAAUUAAAGAAAAGGCCAAAUUGCUUCCGUAUUGUUGGCUGUGUAGUCAACUGGAAAGGUCUUGGUCCCCUCAAAAGAGCCAGGCUCGCUUGCUUUGCCGACGACGAGUACUAAGCGGCAACGUUCCGCGCAGGCUGAGUUUGCGCACAUCGUUACAGUGAUUCGUUCGUUACUCCUCUUUCCUCUGGCAGAAGUAUCGCUUUUAUCAGAAAUUAACUUGUAAGUACUAAUAAGUAAAAGUGCCCCUGACACAGGAGCAGCAUGCCUGCCGGUGGUUCCGAGCUGAUGCGACGUCGGGUGUGGCCCUGCAAUCCUGUUCCAAUAAACCGGUGCACACGUUCAUACGUUUGAAUCACCAUGCGUUUUCCCCCCAUUGAAAUACAGACAGCUUUGCUGGGACACGAGCGUCAGUUCGAAUUAUCUGGAAGUUUGAGUUAAGAGGUUUCGAAUUCACGGGAUUGCACUGUAUCACAAAUCUUGUAACUAUGGUGCAGAGCCUUGUGAUGCUAUGGCUGAAGUUAUGCGGGAAAUUCAACAGUGAAGCUUUCUUUGAUAAUACACCAGCUUUCAUUUGUAGACUACAUUUCUUCAGGUGCAAAACAUUUGUACAAGGUACACAAAUAUAUACAAGGAAGGUCCCACAUGAACAGUAAACUGUUACUGUAGAACUUACCACUUACUGUUCACAUGGGACCUUUCUUGUGUGGAUAUUUGUGUGAAUUGUACAAAUGUUUUGCACCUGAAAAAAUGUAGUCUACCCCAUGAAAGCUUGUAUAUCAAAGAAAGCUUCAUUGUUGGAUUUCCUACAUAUAGUUACUGUUCUGGACGCUGGCUGCUUUCUUUUCCUCCCUCUGCUAGGUCUGAAGUUGUGAAAGAAUCCCGCAGCAAGAGUAAUGACCGAGGCCCCAAAGUAAUUUGCAACUGGUAUACUAAAGGCCUUAGAACAUGCAAACUAGGGAGGCAUAUGCUUUAACAAUUCAAAAAGUCAAUAUUUGCUAAUGUUAGCCCGCUGCUAAUGUCCUGCAGCGCAAAAGCAUUAAUUAAAGCACAAUAACCUGCGUCUAUGGUAAAAAUUAUUGGAGUAUUCUGGAAUUAAUCAGUCAGGAUAUGGCUGCAGCAGUGAGUAAAAUUUCUGAGCAAUAAUGCUGUGGAACUCAAAGGAAGUAAGCUCAUUAUGUACAAUAAUUUUAUGGACAUUACGACAAUUUUACAUACUCCACAAGCAGUUGUGAACAAUCUCGCAACAAAAGCACAUUUGUUCCGUGAAGGGAGUUAGAAAUCCCAUCAAAGUCAUCGUCCCUGUAUGUAGCACGAAAUGUUUCUCGUGACAAGUUACUUGUCAGUGAAAACAAAUGUUAGCUAUCGCUGUCAACACAAACUCAGGGACAAAACUCUGCACCUAACAAAAGAGACCGCAGACUAUGCUGCAUAUUGGAUGAGUCAUGUCAAACCACAGCAUCGCCUUAACCUGUUUGGCAGACAGGCUGGCUUCCAGGCAGCUGUUAUAAGUGACAGUGCAAGUAGGAUUUACUAAUAUUAAAGUGAUAAAGCCUGAGACAGAAUAAAUAUAACAAAAAAGGCCAUUUUUACUAGGGCCACUCUGCCCGACCACAGGCAGUGCUUUCAUUGGAUGUCGAAAAACAACUUGAGGUGUGAGGAGGUGCCUGCCUGAGAGGUCUGCAGAAGAUAUCAGCUUACAGGGAUAUACUUUUGUUUGUUAAAAAUUGUUCAGCAGAAGCAUUUUAUCAUCCUCUGGAAGAGAGUACCUUACCCUUGGGUUCCUCAAAUAUUAUUGUAGGCUUUUGUGGAUUGUUACAGCCUUUUGAAGUCACGUUAAAUACUUUCCUUGCUGUCACAAAGUGCUGACUGUCAUUCUAACUUAGGAGUAGGUGGCUUUUUUCUGUGCAUUUCAUUUCAUCUCAGUCUUUCAACGUAGUUCAAGUGUUUUGUAUUCAGCAUCCUUGUGUUUGAAGGCCGUUUAUUCUUUAAAAUGUGGCGUCGGUUUACAAAGGUGACUUGCGUUAGUAAAUAUUACUUAGAAAUUUUUUUUUUUUUUUUCUGAAAGUGACAGUUGUUUGCACAUAAUCCCGUCAUACGAGGUGUUGGAACGUUGCUUUUGUCCUGUGCACUAAUAAUGGUUUAUUAUUGUUGGUCUGUAUCCUCUGACCAUUUCAGAACAUUUGAAUGAUGUACACCGGUCUUUUUAUUCGUAGUAUGCAAGCGGACUUCAGAGAUAUCCAGUAGGUUCCUUGAUUUAUAUUCACCACCUUUUUUGUUUACUAAGGCUGACAGGACAAAAAGUACCAGGAUGGUUACUAUGUAACUUAUUAGACUAUGUGUUAUUAACUAGCAAAUCCUAUGUGCUCACAGCAGUCAGUGCAUAUGGAUGGUGGCUGCGCUAAAUAUGUAAGCCAGUUUUGCUUUCGCAGUACUUAGGGCAAUUGACUGUACAAUUUUGACUUGACUAGUUCUAAGCAAAACCACUAGGGCAUACUGAGAGGUGAAUAAUAACUGGUAGGUCCUAGGGCACCUUCAGACAUGCACGUGCAUGAACAUGUAGAAUUUUCAUUCUGUAGAAGUCGGAGGAACAUUACUACAAAGAUAAACUGGCAAAGGUUCCAGUUGAACGGAAAGUGUACUGAGGUGCAUAUGAAGCUCAAUUGUAAUAUAGCACCUGCAAUAUAUAUAUACUAUAUAUCGACAGAGCUUGUUGGACAUGUUGCAUACAUUGUGUCACUGUUGUACAGUUGGAAAUUUUAUCUCAAAGAAAAUACAUCAGUACCCUUACUGCCAGUAAAAAGCUGCGUAGAGACUUAGGGCUGUAAUUACGAGAAUCUUAAUAUCUAUAGUGCACAUAGUUUUAUUGGGUAUGUAGAGCAGUUUGUAUCAGUUUUAGAAAUAGGUGGGUGUAUUUGUAAUAUGACUGUAAUUAUUUUUGCUGUUUUCAUGAUGCCCGGCGGAGUGCUUAAGAACAUGAUCUGUAUACUCAAGAGGACAGUAUUGCUGUCGUGGUCACAUAUGUCAUGAAAAUGAGUCCACAUCAUAUCAUCAUAAGUGUAAAGGUGCAGUGUAUUACGUAAAUAACGGUGUGCAUAGUAGUAGUAAUGCAAAUGGCAUGCAGCGUGUUGUCAUAAUGUAAAUUGGCAUUGUUUGCACUUUUUGCGGUGCAGUUCUCGAAGUUUAGGGCUUUGAGGUAGUAUAACAUGAUAACGAACCGAGCAAUAGCGGACAGCAAAGGUGUCUUGUUCGAACAAGACUGUAGUUUACUGAGGGUAGUAAUCUCUUUGAGACAGAAAUGGGGGGCCCUGAAAGCCAUUCUCUGCAGCAUUUUUUGUAGUUUUGAAAUGAAUGAUGAAUUUACUGAUUUUUAAUGACUGAGGGCAGCAAGGAGAACUACAAGAAACAGAAUUCGGGUUAUUGUAGUUGAAUGUCUUUAAAGGUAAUCCUUGCUUCUUUUCAGACACGCGUGAAAAAUCAAAACUGUUAUUUAAUUACAAAUUACUCAAGAUGAUGUCCAUUAUAGGUUACUUCUUUCAGUCUAGGACAGCAGCAACAAUGGGAAUCUUUUCAGUUUAAAGUUUAUAUUCAUUAUAUGCAAAUGACACAGGUGCCUUUAGCAAGACACGGUGCAAGUGAGGAGGAGGAGGACAACAAAGUAUUUUUAUAUUUUUAUAUACAUAGAAACAAGUGUCCUCCAGUGUGAAGUUGUGUUUGGCUCAGCAUGUGUGUGCGUGUGUGUGUGUACUGUAUAGACUCGGAAUGGACAUUUUUUAGGUUGUAAAGCGAAACAUUCCUCCACUUCGAGCAAACAGACAUUAUUGUACAUACUCUUGCUCUGUUAAAGGCUGAAUAAAGGGUUACAGUUGAAAUAUU